Messenger RNA from Oppia nitens, 4814 nucleotides. It is a transcript of the gene Kdm2, whose product is annotated as lysine-specific demethylase 2A-like. The record is from RefSeq and is a predicted model, not a curated record. Gene Ontology annotation, biological process: protein demethylation; regulation of transcription by RNA polymerase II. Gene Ontology annotation, molecular function: zinc ion binding; transcription coregulator activity; histone demethylase activity. The transcript is spliced from 12 exons. Lineage: Eukaryota; Metazoa; Arthropoda; Arachnida; Sarcoptiformes; Oppiidae. Bases 192 to 4814 code for a protein of 1540 amino acids.
GCCAAUCGUUUGCAUUGUUUGUGUGAUUAAAAACGAGUAAUAAAUUUUUGUAAACAAAAACAUUGAGUUUUGUUUUGAAUGUUUGAAAAAAUGUCUGUCCAUUGAAUUUCAUUGACUCCGACUAUACCGUUGUGGUCAUCAUCGCCAGUGUCUUCAAACACCAACGGUUUGUUUGACUAUCGCCAACAACAAUGAGUGACGAUCGCCCCAAGUCUGUGUCGGGUCCGCGACUGCGCCGUAAACAACGCCAAAGCUAUACGGAAACCAACGGUGACGACGAAGAUGUGGUCGACUUUGACGGCUAUGCUUUCGAUGUCGACGAAAAGUUGGUCAGCGCUAAGUUUGAUUGCUUGGAUACCGAUAUCGUACGUGAGAUGUCCGGCGACGAACUGAAUGUGUCGUUCAUUCAGCGAAACGGUUUUGAAAAGCCGAUUGUUGUCAAACAUAUGAAAGGUUUGGGUAUGAAAAUGCCGACCGACACGUUCAAUGUCAACGAUGUCAAACAGUGUGUCGGCUCCAGGCGUAUGCUCGACGUUAUGGACGUCCAGACACAACAGGACGAGACAAUGACAAUGAAAGAGUGGUGCGAAUACUUCAGUGCACCGAAAAGGGAUCGACUCUUGAAUGUCAUAUCAUUAGAGUUUUCACAUACAAAACUUGAGACACAUGUGGACAGUCCGGCGAUUGUCAAACAAGUAGAUUGGGUUGAUUUGGUUUGGCCCAAACAUCUUAAGCAAUCUCAAACUGAAGGAACAAACAUUAUCGAUGAGAUGAAGUAUCCAAAAGUACAAAAAUAUUGUCUGAUGUCAGUGAAGGGUUGUUACACUGAUUUUCACAUUGACUUUGGCGGCACAUCGGUCUGGUAUCACAUCCUGAAGGGUCGUAAAGUGUUUUGGUUGAUACCGCCAACUGAACGUAACAUUCAAUUGUUCGAACAAUGGGUACUAUCGGGCAAACAAUCGGAUGUAUUCUUCGGCGAUCUGGUCGAACAGUGCGUACGCGUUCAUCUAGAGUCUGGCUAUACGUUUUUCAUACCUACCGGUUGGAUACACGCCGUGUUUACGCCAGAAGAUUCGCUUGUGUUUGGCGGCAAUUUUUUGCACUCGUUUUCAAUUGAAAAACAGUUACGCGUUGCACAGGUAGAAGAUUUGACUAAAGUUCCCACCAAAUUUCGAUAUCCAUUCUAUACCGAAGUAUUGUGGUAUGUGUUGGCCCGAUAUGUUAGCUGUCUUAUGAAGAAAAAUCAUCUGAAAUGCGAUGAAGAAGGAGUCACUAUUGUUGUUAAAGAUGAAAAUAAUGUGAACAAACCACCACAACAACAACCAACACAAUCAUUACAGACAUUGCCAUCGACUCAAUCAAAACAUAUACACUUAACACCAUACGAAUUAUCUGGUAUGAAGGCUAUCAUAAUGUGGUUACAAAAAUUACCGACUCAUAAACGAUCGGUACCCGAUCUAAUAAUCUCAUCCGAUGCACUGCUAUCGGACGCACAAAUACUCAUUGAUGAACACAAUGCCGACAAACAUGAUUUGGCCGUUUCUGGUGAACCAGUGCUUACGUGGACCAAGAAAUUGACCAAAAGUCAAUUGCUUACGUCACAGUUGCGAUCAAUUAAGCCGCCAUCGUAUGUAUUGAAACAGAUGCGUAUGAAAGAGACACCACCACUUCCAGCACCUCCCAGAGCAGAAUCGCCGCCCACUCGACCGAUUAGUUCAAAUCAAUACGCCACUAACACUGCGACCACACUAAACCAAGAUAUGAUACCGAGUUCUUUCGCUGGUCUUAUCGCACAAACGGGUGUUAAUCAUUAUCAUCACAUGUAUAAUCCGCCAACAAAUAGCCCAUUAUUAAGUCAUAGCGGAACCCCUAUAACAGUACAGCCUAUGGUCUCAUAUAUGUCACCAACAUAUUCGUCGCCACUGAUCUCAACGGCUGCCACUCCUCCUAUUAAUCCAAUUAAUUCAAUGGUUAGCUCAUACCAAAUGGCAAAUACAAUGCGACAAAAUGAAUCUAAUUAUAUUCCGCUACCAAAAGAAUUUUCCGAUCAUUUAAAUACAAAUUCAAAUAAUAAUAAUAAUAUAAAUUUAAAUAAUAAUAAUAAAUUAUUGAAUCCAACAAUUAAUGGCCAACCAAUCAAUCAUAAUUUACAACAAUUUUCAUUAUCAACAUCAUCGCAAACAUCGCAAAAUUUUAAUAAUGUUUAUAUAAAUUCAAAGUUAAGCUCACCAACGAUGAUGACAGCGCCGGUCGAUACGCAGACACUGAUACAAAAUCAAACGAUACCGCCGACCACUACUACUGCUACUCCACGACCGUUUCCAUCAGCUGUUCCGCCGUCAGGUUUUCAUUCGGCGGCCACAACACCAAGUGAAUCGUUUAUGGCCAACAAAAUGGUCAACACAUCGACACAGUUAUCAUCACUGCCAAUCAAUAGUAGCAAUAAUAAUAAUAAUAAUACAAAUCAAAAAAUGUUUGCAUCGACCGCAACGGGAACUAAUACAAAGUCAUCGUCCAAUGACUCAUCACGUCGACGGCGCACUCGCUGUAAAAAAUGUGAUUCAUGUCUGAGAGCCGAUUGUGGCGAAUGUCACUUUUGUAAAGAUAUGAAAAAAUUUGGCGGACCCGGACGUAUGAAACAGUCGUGUAUUGCCCGCCAGUGUUUGGCACCUGUACUGCCACAUACAGCCUGUUGUAUGAUAUGCGGUCGCGACGGUUGGGAAAAGUUAGAAAAUCCGUCGAUCAACGAUGAAACGGCCUCAUCGUUGAUGGAGUGUUCCCAAUGCUGGGAGAUUGUCCAUCCGUUUUGUUUGAACGAAAAAUUUCCUCAACUCUUAGCAUCUGAUGCUAAUAUCAAUGAAGAUCUUCCCAAUUCAUGGGAGUGUCCGCGUUGUGUGAAAAGUGGUUCCAAAAACCAAACUAAAUAUCAAAAAUCAAAGUCUACUACUAGUAGUAGUAGUACUGUAUCGGCUGCUAAACGUGAGGAAAAUGGUAGCGAUUGUCCACCAGAAAAAAAGAUUCGCCUAUUGGCUGAAGAAUCACCUCCCGGAUCCGAUGAUGAUGAAGAAGACAGUAAACCAAAACAGAUAUUCAAUAAGAAUAAUAAUAACAAUGAGGUCACAGAUGACACGGAUAACAGUAAUAAUUCCAGUCAUUUGGGCAAUCAGUCGAAAGGAUCGACAACUGCCGGUUCAUCGCACGUCCGCUCUUGUGCUCGCUUUCCACUAUUGAGUCAAGGAUUGCAACAACAAAUGGUUAGUCCGUCGUCGACUAAUAAUAAUAAUAACAACAACAACAGUGUUGUUGUUGGAAAACACAAUAAUUCUAUGGCUAAUAAACCUGAAGUAAAAGGAUUGGCAGCUUUGGCUAACUGUGCAAAAAAGAAAAAUGUUACAUCAAGAGAUCGUCUAUUCAAGAGUUUGAAAGGUUUGAAAAAAUCAUCGGAACAGUCGAGAAUCAGUAACAACUCAUUGGGUCACCAAAAGAAAGCUAACAACAAGUCUUCUUCAUCGACAAACAGUUCGUCAACUAAUAGCCAAUCAAUGUUUACUCAAUGUAGUUCCAGUUCAUCCAAUUCAAGCUAUUCAGUAUCGAGUCCUUCUUACGCCAGUAUGAGUCCAUCGGGUCCGCCAUCACUGUCAUCAAUGGGCACACAGAGUUCGUUUUCGGCUAUUGGUGUAAAACAACAACAACAACACGACAUCAACGAUGAGUCGACCGAUGAAGAAGUCGACGAACCAAUAAUAACAACAACUACUACUAGUGUCCAACAAAUGAAUGGUAACAAACAACCACUAGAUAACAGUUUGAACAGUUUGAUGGCGACAUUACCGAAAAGAGAAAUAGUUAAACCAAAAUAUGUCGUAAGACCGGCACCACUUGGUUGUGAUGUAUCUGAAUCUGAAGAAUCGGCAGAAUCGUCCGAUUCGGAUGACGAGUCUAACGAUUCUAAUAAUAAUGUGAAAAAAGAGAGAAACAAAGCCAAACAAAAAUUUUUCCGUAAAUUUUUAGCCAAACGCGCCGACAAUCUGGCACUCGAACGGGAUGUUAUGGUACCAGUUAUGAGAUUUUUGCCGAAAAACGAUUUACUGAAAUGUAUGACUGUUUGCAAACAAUGGAAUGGUUUUUCAAUUGACCCAAAAUUAUGGCCAAAACUUGAUUUGAGUCACAAGAAAAUCACAAAAAUCGUAUUAAUAGGAAUAGUAUUGAGACAACCGCGCCGUUUGAACCUUUCGUGGACUAACAUUAAUAACAAACAGUUGUAUUGGUUGAUCUGUCGUUUGCCACAUCUUCAAGCACUGUCGCUGUCCGGCUGUCCCUCAUAUACUGUAUCAGCACUGAUAACAUGCAAUUGUCCGCUAAUGGCAUCUUUGGAUAUAUCCCAUAGUCAGGGCGUGGACGACGACUUUAUUAAACGAUUGUUAUCGGCACCCGAUGACACCCGACCCGGACUUAUGGAGUCAAAAACUCGUCUCAGAUUUAUACAGGAAAUAAAUCUUUCCGGCUUGAAUAUAUCCGACAAAUCGCUACGAUUGAUAACCCAGAACCUGACGUUUGUCACCCGUAUCGAUAUAUCCAGUUGUCGACAGAUUACCGAUUUUGGCAUUGCUGGGUUGGCCACCACUAAAGCCAAACACCUGACGGAACUCAAUCUGAGCGGUUGUCGUAAGAUAUCGGAUAUGAGUCUACAAUCGUUGCGUUGCUGUCCAUCGAUCAUACAUUUGGAUGUCCGCGAGUGUCCGCAAGUGAACCGUAGUGCUUGUCAUCAGUUUAUAUCGCAAUAUCCGCCGCAAACAAAACUUAUCUGUAAUUAA